CCUCUCUUUCUAACAAAGUUUCCUGUUAAGAACUAAGACCAAGUUCAUGACUUUCUGCCUAAAUUGAACUCACAGAAACACCCAAGACCAAGAGAAGCAAGCAGCAGCAGCCACCAGUUUCUGGUCAUCCAUGAUCCAUCAUCCCCUUUAAUCAAAAUAUACUACUAAUAUAUACAGCUGGGUUGGAUUUGGUGGUGGCUGCGUCACCAAACACACCUUAAAUUUCUAACUACUUGCAUCAGAAUAUUCCGGUGCUUCUCUCUCACGCGCUUCUUCUCUGAUAACAUCUUUGGCUAUUAAUCUCCUACCCAUAAUUCAAAAACCCUUUUAAAACCCUUUAUCAUGGAUGCUCACUUCUCUUGCGAAGUUAAGGCGGAAGCUCUCCAAGAGAAGUUGGAACGUAGCCGAAAAGAGAAUGAAGCUCUUAGGGUUAUGCUUGAAGUUAUGAGCAGUAAGCUCAGUGUUCUUCAAUCUCGAGUUCAAGAAAAAAAAUUUAAGGUUCAUGAAAUGGGUAGAAACUCACCGUUUAGUGGUAGUGGUGCUUCAUAUAAUGAGGUCUAUGAUCCCAUCAAGAAGCAAAGGAUUGAGAUUCCCAUGGCUAAGCCUUCGCAAUUCUUUUUCAGAACUGACCCCAAAGACAAAAGCCCAAUCGUAAAGGAUGGAUAUCAAUGGAGAAAGUAUGGCCAAAAGGUUACUAAAGAUAAUCCAGCACCUAGAGCUUACUUCAGAUGUUCCAUGGCUCCAGGUUGCCCCGUCAAAAAGAAGGUUCAAAGAUGCGCGGAGGAUAAAUCAUUUCUGGUUGCAACUUAUGAAGGAGAACACAACCAUGAUCCAAAUGGUUCACCUGGACACAUAUUGUAUUCAUCACCAGAAAGCUCUAGAAGUAGCAUUUCUUGUCCAGUCAUAAGCAACCCUUUUGAACCAGGUGUAGCCCUUGAUCUUACCCUCUCAAGUGCCGUAGACGACAAGGAAAAGCCUUCCCAUAACAGUAACUCUAAGGUUGAAGAGUACGUGGCAUCCCUGACUAAAGAUCCCAGUUUCACUGUUGCUCUGGCAGCAGCUGUAGCUCGCUCUUUAUCUACACCAGGAGUUCUGUGAACUUCUCCGCUUUAAAUGUAGUGCGAUUUUGAUAAUUGAUUAGUCUUUUAUUAGUUCCUAGAUUUGCUUAUGCUUCUACUGCAUAUGUCAUGAAUGAUGAAUCCAUUCCUCCACAAUGGAAUUAGUAGUUCAAAAAAUUGCUAAAAGUUACUGCCUAAGAAGAUAUAUAAAAGGAUUGGCUUAA
Messenger RNA from Manihot esculenta (cassava), 1282 nucleotides. RefSeq names its product probable WRKY transcription factor 40. Gene Ontology annotation, molecular function: DNA-binding transcription factor activity; sequence-specific DNA binding. Gene Ontology annotation, biological process: regulation of DNA-templated transcription. Bases 343 to 1098 code for a protein of 251 amino acids. The transcript is spliced from 4 exons. NCBI's taxonomy places the organism in Eukaryota, Viridiplantae, Streptophyta, Magnoliopsida, Malpighiales, Euphorbiaceae. The record is from RefSeq and is a predicted model, not a curated record.